Molecule: messenger RNA, 940 nt
Organism: Xylona heveae TC161
Lineage: Eukaryota; Fungi; Ascomycota; Xylonomycetes; Xylonales; Xylonaceae
Exons: 1
Coding region: 88-762 (224 amino acids)
Source: RefSeq, a predicted model, not a curated record
AAACAAUCUUGCCUCUAUUUCAAGCCAACCACAUUGACAACCAUCCGCUGGCAAGCAAAUAUACGAGGAAAGAGCAAAAGAGUAAAAAUGUCUGCUCCGGGUCCUUCAGAGGCGCAAAUCAAACAGCGCAUCAUCUCUCACAUGAACUCUGGCCAUCAAGAUUCUCUGAUCAAAUAUCUCAAGUUCUACUCUCAUUUGUCAUCCUUUGCGGCUCGCAAUGCUCGGCUUACAGACAUUUCCUUCUCUGGAAUGGAUAUUACAUCAAAUGGAAAAAUAUACGUUGUUGAAAUAUCUCCUCCGCUCAAGUCAUGGGGCGAAGCACGUGAACGCUUGGUUAAAAUGGACAAGGACGCAACGAUAGGCCUGGGACUCAGCGACGUCACAGUCAAGGAAUAUCGUCGACCGAAGGGUUUUCAUGCCGUCAUUUUUACUGUCUGCUUUGCAACAUAUGUUGCUUUUUCUCGGCGUUCCAACUUUAUCCCUGGAUCACUACUCUACGACCUCUUUCUGCAAGGAUUUCCGGCUUUUGGCAAAUGGCUUUAUACCAUUCAGCCUUUGCUUAUCGUGACAAUGGUGGCGAUUCAUGUUUUUGAAGUCACCUGGUUGGCUAGGACAAGGCUUCGAGUCCAUAAUGUGCCUGUGACUAGCAAAUUAUGGUGGAUUUGGAUGGCUUCUUGCUUCAUUGAAGGGUUUGGAUCGUUUCAGAGAUUCGAUGAUAUCGUUUAUGAGACCAGAAAGGCAAAGGAGUCACAGAAACAUUAACGAGAAUUUGGGGCUGACAGCGGGGGCUAAUAAACCGAUCAUUUGCUAGACCAUGGGCGAACAUAUUGUUUUCCUCUCGAAUCUUUGACACGCUGGAGCGAGAAUAGAAUGAUAUCACUUUAGAUCAGCGAGAGACGUUGAUAGUCUUCAAGAGCAGGCUGAUAGACACAUGCAUUGC